AUGGUAAAUGGAUAUGAAAUUUAAAAUAUCAUGAAAAAAGGAGUUUAUUCAAUUAUUUAUUUAGAUAUAGUAAUAUCAUCUGUAGAUAGAAAAAUAUAACUAGUUAAUUUUAUCUCUGGUAAUUUAGAACAUGCCAAACAUGUAGAUAGAACUUUUGUUAUUUCAAUGAUUCCAUAUAAUAUAGACUCAUUUGCAGCAGGUUUCCCACAUGGUAGAGUAAAAACAUACAAAAGAGUAUUAUUUAUAUUUAAUAUUUAUAGGAAAAAACUGGAUCAAUAUUAUUCUUAAAACAUUACGAACUAUUGUUACUACAAAAGUGUAACAUUUAUAUUAAAUAAAUAAUACAUAAGUUUUAGUUGGAGGAAUACAACAACCUAUUUCUUUAAUAAAGCAAUUUCUCUACCUCGUUAUCCUGCUCCAUCAUCAUCAAGUCAAGGUAAUUUAAAUUCUCCCUUUCAAUUCUUUUAAUUGAGGAUUAACAAUCCUUACAUUAAAUAGAUUUACAGAAGCUUUAUAGUAUUAUUAUUAUACAUUUUCAAUUAAUCCAAAAUAUGCUGAUAAUUAAUUUAUAUAAAGGUAGAUUCAAAAACUAUAAAAUAUAACAAUCUAAGUCAUUUUAAAUCCAUUUUACUUUUACCUUUCAUAUAAUAUCUGAUUGA
Messenger RNA from Paramecium sonneborni, 659 nucleotides. The record is from the annotation of a GenBank genome assembly. NCBI's taxonomy places the organism in Eukaryota, Ciliophora, Oligohymenophorea, Peniculida, Parameciidae.